Messenger RNA from Haliotis rubra (blacklip abalone), 435 nucleotides. RefSeq lists its product as uncharacterized. The transcript is spliced from 3 exons. The record is from RefSeq and is a predicted model, not a curated record. The coding region runs from base 83 to 388 and encodes 101 amino acids. NCBI's taxonomy places the organism in Eukaryota, Metazoa, Mollusca, Gastropoda, Lepetellida, Haliotidae.
CUUCAAGUGCGUAUGCCCAGUUGAGUGGACUGGAGACACAUGCGCAGAUAAGGUUAACAUCUGUGAGAGUUCCCCUUGUACCAUGGGCCAGUGUACACCGGAUCUCUUGACCGCAACUCGGUUCAAGUGUGACUGUGACUUUGCGUGGGUAGGAGAGAGAUGCAGCCAAAGUGUUGACACAUUCAACAUCACACUCCUGGGUGAGAUUGAUCAUACAAAUAGAGGUGACCUGGCUGUUGGCUUGAACAGACUCAUCACCGAACUCGGGGGAAUUCCAGGAAAGGGGUAUGUCAAGUUUACAACGGAUACACAGAGAGAAAGCAGUUAUACUACUACGCCACGUACAACUCUACUCUGCUGUGGAAAACGGAUCCUUUAUAGACAGUGAUUCAUUAGCUAGAAUCUUCGAAUCCAACCCUGAUGAAAUCAUCAAUG